Molecule: messenger RNA, 3062 nt
Organism: Cervus elaphus (red deer)
Lineage: Eukaryota; Metazoa; Chordata; Mammalia; Artiodactyla; Cervidae
Gene: NT5C3A
Product: 5'-nucleotidase, cytosolic IIIA
Exons: 10
Coding region: 1396-2289 (297 amino acids)
Cellular component (GO): cytoplasm
Molecular function (GO): magnesium ion binding; 5'-nucleotidase activity
Source: RefSeq, a predicted model, not a curated record
GACAGGUGGGAUCUCUACCACUGAGCGAUCAGGGAAGUCCUGAGCCUCCAUUACUAGAAUAUAAAAGAUUUUCCUCUAAGAGGAAUAUUAUGUUGUCAGUCUUCUCAUCUUAUUAAAAUAAGGUAGUAAUGCCAAAUUUUUAACAUUUGGUAGAUACCAAGUUUGGGUAAUUUGUUAGUGGCCUUUUUUAAAAACAACUUUUAAAUUUUUUGUAUCAUUUGUAGCACAGAGUGCUACUUCACAAAGUCUGAUUACUGAAAUGUUAUGUUGAUUCAGUUUGCUUUGAGUAUAGACAAGAAAAGGCUAGUAUACAAAUUUAUUUACAUGAGUGUAGCGUAGCCCUGUUCCUCAUGAUAAAGCUUCCCAGAGCCAGUAACGUAACUUAUCUAUCAGGCCCUGCCACAUGGUAUUAGCAUAUUUAAUCCUACGACUUAGGUUAAAAACAAGACUGAUUUCUCUUUAAAGGUUAAAAAUAUUUACCUUCACAACAGUUUGCUUUCAUCUCCAGCAGGAAGGGAGCUUUUUCAGUUUUUUAACCAUAAAAAUUAAUUUUCAAUCUGUUCAGAUUUUUUAAUAGAUCCGUGCAUGGUCUUGUUGAAAUUUAGAGUGUAGGAAAAUAUGAAGAAACACAUAAAAAUCACUUUAAAUCCCACUACCCUGCAAUGAAGAUUGUUAACAACUUACCACACUUUAAUGCAAAUAUUGUUUUUCACAUUACAUGAGCUAAUCUUUUUAAAGCUGUAAAAUACACAUGACAGAGUUUACCAUUUUACCUAUUUUUACGUGUACAGUUCAGUGGCAUUAAGCGUGUUGACAUUGUUAUGAAACCACCACCACUGCUGCCAUCCAUCUCCAGAACACUUCAUCUUCCAAACUGAAACUCUGUACCUGUUGAGCAAUAGCUCCCCGCUCUCCCCUCCCCCCAGCCCUGGCAAAGAGGACCUGGUCUUUUUCACCUUGUAUUAAAAUAUCAUAUUCGUACGGAGAAGUACACACACGGCAAGUGAGCUGACAACUGAAUCACAUAAUGAGGAAGAGGGUGUUUUCAAGUGUGAAAACUAUUGAGGUUCCUCUUUUCUUUGCAGAGCAAGUUAGCAGUGCUCUAAUAGUACAGAUUUACCUUCUCUUCCUUAACUGCCACAUUGUUUUCUCUGAUCCUGUUCUUUAGACUGGCUGGUGACGAGUGCAGAGCUAGCAAGCCUGUCACCAGAGCAUAAUAAAGCCCUGUGUGGUGACGCGUCACAGGGCCGAUUUUGCAUGGAGCGUGUUAGCCGAGGCUGCUGGGACCGCCCCCGGCUGCACCUUGCGCUAUAUUAGUGCUCCUCAGACAGGAAGAAUUUUCUUUCGCUGCUGUAGCUUGUCCGGUUACCUUCAGGAAGAUUGGAUAAUCAAGAAAUGCUUAAUCAAGACUCUGCUGUACAUGUGAAAAUGAUGCCAGAAAUCCAGAAAAAUUCAGUUCACAUCAAGAACCCAUCAAGAGUAGAAGAAAUUAUCUGUGGUCUUAUCAAAGGAGGAGCUGCUAAACUUCAGAUAAUAACAGACUUUGAUAUGACAUUGAGUCGAUUUUCCUACAAAGGAAAAAGAUGCCCAUCAUGUCAUAAUGUCAUUGACAACUGUAAGCUAAUCACAGAUGAAUGUCGAGAAAAGUUACUACAACUAAAGGAAAAAUACUAUGCUAUUGAAGUUGAUCCUGUUCUUACUAUAGAAGAGAAGUACCCUUAUAUAGUAGAAUGGUAUACUAAAUCACAUAGCUUGCUUGUUGAACAGGCUUUACCGAAAGCCAAACUUAAAGAAAUUGUGGAAGAAUCUGACAUUAUGCUCAAGGAAGGAUAUGAGAAUUUCUUUGAUAAGCUGCAACAAUACGGUAUUCCUGUGUUCAUAUUUUCGGCUGGUAUCGGUGAUGUGCUGGAGGAGGUUAUCCGUCAAGCUGGUGUAUAUUACCCAAAUGUCAAAGUAGUGUCCAACUUCAUGGAUUUUGAUGACAAUGGGCUGCUCAAAGGAUUUAAAGGAGAACUAAUUCAUGUGUUUAAUAAACAUGAUGGUUCCUUGAAGAAUACAGAAUAUUUCAAUCAACUAAAAAACAAUAGCAACAUAAUUCUCCUGGGAGAUUCCCAAGGGGACUUAAAAAUGGCAGAUGGAGUAGCCAAUGUGGAACACAUCCUGAAAAUUGGGUAUCUAAAUGAUAGAGUGGAUGAGCUUUUAGAAAAGUACAUGGACUCUUAUGAUAUUGUUCUAGUAAAAGAUGAGUCACUGGAUGUAGCCAAUUCUAUCUUACAGAAGAUUCUAUAAACAACCAUUCUUCAAGAAGACCUCUCACCUAUGGGUGCAACUGAUGAAAGAGCUGCUCAUCUGUUCAUCUGGCUAAAAGACUUUUUUUUAUUUAUAAUAUAUUCUUGCUCUUGAAAUUUUUCCUCUGUAUUACUCAAGUAUUUUCAGAUUUGUUGAAUCCAUCAACUGGAAGUUCCUAUUUUCUCCACCUCUCUCAACACACUCCUCACUAUAUAUUUUUUAACAAAUUUUUAAAAAUUCUUAGAGCUAAAAUUGGAAAAAUAACCCCCUACAUUUCGAGAGUGACUUUUGUAGCUUAAUGUUAUUAUGACAUUUUCGAGGAAUCUUUUUACAUUGGGAAAGUUUAUAGAAGAUUUAAAAGUUUUAUGAAAUGAUGAAAUAAUGUGCAUGAUUUUAAGUAUUGUCAUUUUUAUAAUUUGUGAGAAUUACGCUGAUGGUAUUAAUCAUCUCCUAAAACUUACAUUUAGUUCUUUUGUUUGGUGAAAAUCAGUAUUUACCAAAAAAUAUUGGCAGUUAAUGUUUGAAAAAUAUCCAUUGGUAUCGACAUGUCACUAAUCAUUACAGAAUGUUCUGUAUCAAAGCACUGAUGAUAAACAUGAAAUGAAAAGCCUUUGUAAUUCUGGCAAGACUAUUAUUAUUCAUUCGCAAAGCCUGCCAUGAUUUUCUUGCAUGUAUGUGUGAUGUAUGAAUCCCAAUGUCUAUGUCAUAGUGCCUACUUAGGUUAUUUUCAGAUUUAUACACUAUAGAAAUAAAAAAGAUUUUUCCAGAGAAAA